CGAGCAAUAUUUCUAAGGCAUCUAUGAGCAAAUACUAGUAACUUAUAAGUAUCUCCUACUCUUAGCGACUACGUUUCACAACCCUUAAGUAAAGCAGAACGAAAUGCUGUUCAGUAUACUCGUCCAUUAGUUGACAAACGAAUAUUUUGCCUUCUUAAUAGGUGGCAUACCCGCUAUGAACUUCCGUUGUCGAACCUGUAUUGGAUCUAGCAAUGUAACUCAAAUAACCCUAAGGUCGUUACUCACAGAGCUUAGGUGAAGCGUUACGAACUAACCAUCAACCUUUGAAUAUACUCACGGUGAAUGCAGUUCCAUAGUAGCUAGUUUAGUGUGUAUAGGUAUGAUUACCAUUCCAAUGUUCGUAGUGAAUAGGUUUUCUUAUUUUGGGGAUGACCAUCUAUGAAAGUUUUGAAGUCUUGGUGAGAUACUUUCUCACUAGUCAAAGCACCAGAUUUUAAACUGACGGACUAGAGACUCAAAUCUUUUAAGAUAACUAACAUUUCUAUUUCCCAUAAAAUGGGCGGUCUAAAAGUCUAGUGCCUGUAAACGUGAUUGCUUUGACUUAAAGCGGCUACAAAACAAUGACAUAUGUAUUACAUUGUAUAUUUUAUUAGGCGGAAAUCGUAAAUUUGUAAAAGCUUAGUAUGUAUAUAUAUAUAUAUAUAUUACUGUGACUUUCAUAUGAUAGUUUCUAACUAAAAUUUUCUGUCUCGGUAAUCGUUGAUAUCCAAUAAUGAGAGUUUAUGAAUGACAUUUUCAUCACACAUUUUAGUAAAAUUUCAAACGUCACCAGUUAAAAACGCUUAAAAGAUAUCUUUAGUGAAUUAGUGCACUAUUUUUACUGGUUAUUUCGCAAUAUGGUGUGAAUUUUUCAGUAAAAACCACCAUACCACGCACUUGAAUUUUAUCUGUCUUUUGUUCAUCUAAAUUUUAGAAGAUUAGUGUUUGGUCAUGGAAAUUGUCUUUCGUGAUAUCAGAUUAUUUUUUGACUCCAACGAUUAGUCCCAGUAAAGAUAAGACUCAGAACUCAUUGGUGAUAGCAAUCUUUUAUAUUAGACUUGUUGUGGUAGAGCAUUCUUAUCAAACUCGCAUCUUAUAGCUCACAUGACAACACAUACCUCUGAUAGACCUUAUUCCUGUUCAGUACAAGGUUGUUCAUAUCAAGCCCGUACAGCUGGUCGACUUGCACAACACAAAAUUAUUCACGGUCAAGGUCGUCGUUUUUCUUGUGACUAUUGUGAAUACAGCGCGACCACAUCUUCUAAUCUUCGUCGUCAUGCUCGUAUACACGCUGGGGCUAGGCCAUAUUUGUGCCCUCAUUGUCCUCACCGUACUAGCGAACUAGAUGCUUUAAAAAAGCAUGUUCUAGACUCUGGUAGGCAUCCGGGUCUACCUCUUUAUGUGUGUCCGUGGUGUCGAUCGGAGUCCAGCACAGUCUGCGUUGGUUUUAAUGCUUCAAGUCUCGCGUGGCGACAUCUGCUCAGUGAGCAUUCAAGUGAGAUUAUGAAGCCAGAAACACUGAGUCGAAUCGGUCGAGUAUCUGAAAAAUCGCUUUCGGAGCGUGAUGUCACUCGUCUUUUGGGUAUAUAUUGUCCAGAAAUCGAUUCAACCCAACCACCAGAGAACAUUGCUGUUAGGCAACCAUCUGUUACUAGCCGCCGUAAAAACCAAAAGAUAGAAACUCUCGGUAGACCACAUCUUUCUGGAGAAAAUGAAUUAGCGAUUAUAGAAGCCAAAGAGUCGAAUUCAGCGGAAAAUAUAAACCCCGUUGAGGAGGAUAAGAUUAGAUCUUCCCCAAUCCCUUUAAAUAAUCAGAAAAAUGACGCUAAUGAUGAUCUAUUAUUUUACAAUCUCAUCCAAAUUGGUUCAGGGGCGAUUUGGUCACGUAAUACGACACAGUAUAUUGUAAAUAAUUUAUAAUAUGGAAUUUAAAUGAUAUCAUAGUUUUUUUUAUUUUUCUCACUGGACCAGAUUUAUAUGUAAUAUCAAUCUUGCUCGA
This is a messenger RNA of Schistosoma rodhaini, 1999 nucleotides long. Lineage: Eukaryota; Metazoa; Platyhelminthes; Trematoda; Strigeidida; Schistosomatidae. The record is from the annotation of a GenBank genome assembly.